UCAAACAGGAGGUUUCCGAUUACGUCGUGCGAUGGGUUUUAUUGCAAACCUACUAGAGAUGAUUAGUCUUGGGUUUGGGGGCGCUCUGCUUUAUUGCUGUUCAUAGGCUACCUCGUCCAUUUGACAAGAGCCAAAAAUCUCUUGCCAUGCAAGAAAGAGACGAUAUAUAUUUCAAUGACUUGUCUCGGUAAUUUAGCUAAUCAAUUACGAAACCGUUCGAGCCUAUAACACCCCAGCGAUAUCCGAGAAGACGGCGGGCACGCGCACGACACGCGCGAGCACAGCUGUAGGCUACAAGGACAGCCGCUCACACUGAGCGUGGCAGAGAAGUGCGAACGGACAGAACCUCGGACCCGCGGCGGGAGCAGGCGGACGACAUACACACAUACAGCGCGACAUGUAGGCGAGCUAUUCUUUUUAGACAAAACGGCAAAUAGCCGUGACUGACUGAGAUUGGGGAUACUCUGCUCAAACCACAGUACCAUAAAAAAGGAGGAUCUACCUCAGUACACCAAACGAGAAAAGAAUUAGGGAGAUGACCAAAUGAAGAGAAGAGCUUGAAAAACCAAUUAAAAGAGAGAAUCUAAAAGAACUGAUGAUAAGCUUAUACGCCAAUAGGGAUUGUGGGUCGGUGACUCCGCACAUUCUGCCGCAGUGCAUGUGAAUGUAGUCGCAUUACAGCGGACAGUCUUUCAUGUAGCUGUGCGGGACAGUGGGCAGUGAGAAUCGGAUCGGGGAAAGAGGGACACAUCAAUCCUCCGACAGCGGGGGGAGACGCGAGCCGGCUCCGCGGUGUGAUCUUACACAAUGCGGCUCUUUCUGCUGGCCGUUUUCUUCUCGUGCUCCUGGGCACGAGGAGGUUGCGAACCAAAGAUCGUGAACAUCGGCGCCGUCCUGAGUCAGAAGCGGUACGAGCAGGUGUUCAAGGACGCCGUCACACAAGCCAACCAGCUGUACGGAAGAGAUAAAUUCAAGCUGAACGCUAUCUCAGUCACCCACAAACCCAACGCUAUUCAGAUGGCGCUUUCCGUUUGCGAGGACCUCAUCUCCAGCCAGGUCUACGCGAUCCUGGUGAGCCACCCGCCGCAGUCCAAUGACCACCUCACCCCCACGCCUGUGUCCUACACUGCAGGGUUCUACCGCAUCCCUGUGGUGGGGCUCACCACCCGCAUGUCCAUCUACUCAGACAAGAGCAUCCACCUGUCCUUCCUGCGCACUGUGCCACCCUACUCCCACCAGGCGCAUGUGUGGUUCGACAUGAUGCGUGAGUUCCGCUGGAACCACAUCAUCCUCAUCGUCAGCGACGACCACGAGGGCCGGGCGGCCCAGAAGAGGCUGGAGACCCUGCUGGAAGAGAGGGAGACCAAGAAUAAAAAAAGGAACUAUGAAAACCUCGACCAACUGUCCUAUGACAACAAGCGAGGACCCAAGGCAGAGAAAGUUCUACAGUUCAACCAAGACACAAACUUAACCGCGCUCCUUCUGGAGGCCAAAGAGCUGGAGGCUCGGGUCAUCAUCCUUUCCGCCAGCGAAGAGGACGCGGCAGCAGUGUACAAGUCCGCCCGCUACCUCAACAUGACGGGCUCCGGUUACGUGUGGCUGGUCGGAGAACGGGAGAUGUCCGGUAAAGCCCUUAGUGAAGCGCCAGACGGUCUGAUUGGCCUCCAGCUCAUCAACGGGAAGAACGAGUCGGCGCACAUCAACGACGCUGUGGCGGUGGUGGCCCAGUCCAUCCAGGAGCUGUUCGAGAAGGAGAACAUCACCGAGCCGCCCCGGGGGUGCGUGGGCAACACCAACAUCUGGAAGACGGGGCCUCUCUUCAAACGAGUUCUGAUGUCAUCCAAGUACCCAGAAGGCCUCACGGGACGUGUUGAGUUCAAUGACGAUGGAGACAGAAAGUAUGCCCAUUACAGCAUUCUCAACUACCAGAAAAGCCGACUAAUACAAGUUGGAAUCUACAACGGCACACAAGUUGUGCUGAACAACCAGAGGAAGAUCAUUUGGCCUGGCGGAGAGACGGAAAAGCCAAGAGGAUUCCAGAUGUCCACUAGACUAAAGAUAGUGACCAUUCACCAGGAACCCUUUGUGUACGUCAAACCAACCUUGCAGGAUGGAACCUGCUUAGAAGAAAUUACACCAAAUGGAGUCUUGAUAAAAAAGGUGAUCUGCACUGGGCCCAAUGAGACCAUCCCAGGUAACACGACAGGACGCCCAAUCGUUCCACAGUGCUGUUAUGGCUUCUGCAUCGACCUCCUCAUCAAGCUGGCAAUGACAAUGAAUUUCACUUAUGAGGUGCACCUAGUCGGCGACGGGAAGUUCGGGACGCAGGAGCGGGUAAAUAACAGCAAUAAGAAAGAAUGGAAUGGUAUGAUGGGAGAGCUACUGGGCGGCCUGGCGGACAUGAUUGUGGCUCCGCUUACCAUAAACAAUGAGCGAGCUCAGUACAUCGAAUUCUCCAAACCUUUCAAGUACCAGGGUCUCACCAUCCUCGUCAAAAAGGAAAUCCCGCGCAGCACGCUGGACUCGUUCAUGCAGCCUUUCCAGAGCACGCUGUGGCUGUUGGUGGGUCUGUCGGUGCACGUGGUGGCGGUGAUGCUUUACCUACUAGACCGGUUCAGCCCGUUUGGGAGAUUCAAAGUAAAUAGUGAAGAAGAAGAAGAAGAUGCCCUCACCUUGUCUUCCGCUAUGUGGUUCUCCUGGGGAGUACUGUUGAACUCUGGGAUUGGAGAAGGCGCACCGCGCAGCUUCUCAGCGAGAAUCCUUGGCAUGGUGUGGGCUGGGUUUGCCAUGAUCAUUGUGGCUUCCUAUACUGCCAACCUGGCUGCCUUCCUGGUGCUGGACCGGCCUGAGGAGCGUAUCACUGGCAUCAACGACCCACGGCUGCGUAACCCCUCCGACAAAUUCAUCUACGCCACGGUGAAGCAGAGCUCUGUGGAUAUCUACUUCCGGCGGCAGGUGGAGCUCAGCACCAUGUACCGCCACAUGGAGAAGCACAACUACGAGAGCGCCGCCGAGGCCAUCCAGGCCGUGCGCGACAACAAGCUGCAUGCUUUCAUCUGGGACUCUGCGGUGCUGGAGUUUGAGGCCUCGCAGAAGUGCGACCUGGUGACCACGGGAGAGCUGUUUUUCCGCUCGGGCUUUGGCAUUGGCAUGCGCAAGGACAGCCCCUGGAAACAGAACGUGUCCCUGGCAAUCCUCAGUUCCCAUGAAAAUGGCUUCAUGGAGGACCUGGACAAAACCUGGGUGAGAUACCAGGAGUGUGACUCCAGGAGCAAUGCCCCAGCCACACUCACCUUUGAGAACAUGGCAGGUGUGUUCAUGCUGGUUGCUGGAGGCAUUGCGGCAGGCAUCUUCCUCAUCUUCAUCGAGAUCGCCUACAAACGCCACAAAGACGCCCGCAGGAAGCAGAUGCAGCUGGCCUUUGCGGCCGUCAACGUCUGGAGGAAGAACCUGCAGGACAGUAAGGAAGCCACAGGGAGUCAAGUUGCGGGCUCUUCCGGGACUCCAACAUUACCCUCUUCCUCUGUAGAGACUCAGGAUGAUAGGAAAAGUGGUAGAGCAGAGCCCGACCCCAAAAAGAAAACCUCUUUUAGGUCCAUCAGUACCUCCCUGGCCUCCAGCAUCAAGAGACGUAGGUCCUCCAAAGACACGCAGUACCCACCGACCGACAUCACGGGCCAGCUGAAUCUGUCGGACCCGUCCGUCAGUACGGUGGUGUGAGACGGCUGCUCGAACCCGAGACAGAGAGAGAGAGAGAGAGGGAGUGGGGGGUGUGGGAGGAAGGGCGACGGCGGACGCCUGGGUCGUGGAUCCUCCUCUCCGGAGCUGUGACCGCACCCCCUUCCCUGAGUCCAUCAGAGAGAAGACACCAGGAGCCCCCCCCCCCAAUCCCCCCAUCCCCAAAUGCCCCCGGAAACCACCCUCGCUGAGCCUCAGAGAGGAACCUCGCUCCACAUCGCACUGAGAUGCUGGAGCUCGUCAGAGCCCAGCCACACACACGCACCGAGCACCUGCUCUGCUGUGUGACUCUGCUCACUUCCCCUUCAUACUUUAUUUACUCUGUGUGGGCAUUGAGAUGUUAGAUACAUCAGUGCAAAAAAGAAAAAAGACAUCUGUCUAAAAAACCUAGAUCUAUGAGAAAUUUGUUGAUCACUGUAUUUAUAAAACAUGGAACUGGCUGUAAGUACUGAAAAAAAAAUGCUGUUCAAGCAUUUUCACUCAGUUCUGACUCAAGAACUGACAUUUAGGAUCCUAUAUUUACGAAGCAUUUAUUAGGUAACCUAUAAUGUGUAUUGAUAUUGUUUUGGUGAAGAAUACCUGUUGUUUUUAAUUCCACAUAUCUAAAUAGUUUAGAUAUGUAUUUGUUAAAAUGGGCAAGCUUUAGUAUUGAGAGUGUAAGCGUACAGUAUGAGUAACUAAACCACAUUGGUAGAAAUCUGAGCAUGCUGCACCCUAAGUACUAUGGUGCAAAUAAAAGUUUAGUGCUUUCUUUGUUCAGACAAUAGUUUUUAAACAUUUGAACUCCGGGUAGUUCAGUUGCUUAGUUGCACUUUGCAGUUUUUAGAUUUCCACUGUCUGCUGUAUAUUCCUUUUAUUCGGUAUAAUCCUUCCCUUCCCACGCAGCAGCACUUUGUCUGAAGUGAAUUAUGUGUUUGUUCUUUAGCUCCAGACUUUUGAGUAUUUAUGCAAUGCAAUGCAUGGUUGUUAUUUCAAGCAGUUUUCAGAAGUGGGUACUAAGAAACUAAGUACUCUAGGUAUUAAGUACUGACCAAGAUCAAUUUUAUUGUAUCCGGUUUGCUGUACCCUACUGGAAUUUAGAUUUUGUUGGACUUAGUGGACUUAGCCACUUGUGCUUGCCCUGGCCAUGAUAGUGGUUACAUUUUAACAGACACCUAAUAAUGCUUCCGAUUGGAAAAUGAGGCUUCACGAGGCCCAUGAUGGGUGGAGCUACCUUGUGCUGUCAAUCACCAACUUGCAUGAACCAAUCAAAAGACUUUGCUCUCCCUGAAUGCUGCGAAAUGAAGUAAAACUCCACAUCAUUGACAGCACACGGUAGCUCCACCACUUUUGGGGUUCGUGAAGCCCCACUCUCUGAUCACUAUAGAUUGUAUUCAGAAGAUUGCAGAUGUGUACAUAUUUUUAAAAAUAUUGUAUUGUGAUUUAAAUUAGGAUCCGUUUCUGAUAAUGGUGCACCUUUGCCAGUCCUGUUGUUUUGGCUUCCCCUCUCUCUCUAUUGCAUACUGUGCAGACUUUCUCAGCUCCAGUUCCGGCGGUGCAUCAAAGGGCCAGGUUUUCUGUCCAACCAGCACUUGGAUCUUUCAUGCAAAAAAACAUCUUUGACAAUUUUUUGAGAUUUUUUUUUACAUGAAACGAGAACAGGUGAAUUUUAAGCAGAGUUGACAUUUGUUCUUUAGUCUUCACACUUGGUUAGAUGCAAAACAGGCCAUUUCCCAAGCUCUGGAGCUGAGAAACCUUCCCACUGCUGCAUGUUAAAAGACUACUUGAUGCACAUCAUCCCUUAUAAAGUCCACUACCCUAGAUUUUAGAUGCAGCACUUUAAUGUGGGGGCUUUGCUAUGUGAUUCCUGUGAGAAAUUAUGAAUGUGAAAUGUAUGAUCAAAAGUAUGUCUUCUUUGGUCAGAUCUGAAUGCAGUUAUUAUUUUAUACUCUCAUUAUGUGUACUUUAUGAUGUGAUUUACAGUCAGAUCUGAUACAUGGGUUUGGAAAAAAAAUAAGGUGUGCGUGCCUGACAUUGGAGGUUUAUAACUGAAAUAUGAGUUUUAGUUUGUACUUACACCAUAGGCUGAAUUCUUUAAUUAGGUUCCUUUAUUAAUCUUCAAACUGACAUGCAAAAACAGCCUAAAUUAUUUGAGAGAGUAUUUUGCAAUAUCAGUGAGACCUGAGGAACAGGUUACCUCCUUUCACUUUUUCCACUAAAUAUAUGCAUGUGUGUUUAUUGAUAUUCAUGUUUAUCAUUAUGGACUGAUUUAUGUGUGCCGGUUGAUCAUGCGCAACAUGUAGUUGGCACAUCCCAGUUUAGGUCCUCUACAAACGUGUUUUGAAUGCAGUGUAAAUAUAGAUUCGUUUAGCAUUUUUUUUUAAUAAUGAGAAGAUAGUGAAGCGUUCGCGAUGGCCUGCUAAAGAGAAUGUCACGUUUCGGCCAUUAGUUUGUUUUUGAUACACCGCGUUGAAGAGAAGACGUGCUUAUUUAUUAAGUUAUUGUAUUUAUUAUUUAAUUAUUUAAAGGCCACGUUUGUUGAGCUUUCAUUUGGUCAAGAGAAUGCAUCCAGCCUUUCAGAUGAGAAAUAUUUGUACCAAAAUGCAAGUGUAAAUAAUUGAAUUUAUAUGUGCCAAUAAAAAGGUAUUUGACAAUGCAUUACAUGCAUUU
Megalops cyprinoides (Indo-Pacific tarpon) is the source of this 6387-nucleotide messenger RNA. RefSeq names its product glutamate receptor, ionotropic, N-methyl D-aspartate 1a (gene grin1a). NCBI's taxonomy places the organism in Eukaryota, Metazoa, Chordata, Actinopteri, Elopiformes, Megalopidae. Gene Ontology annotation, cellular component: plasma membrane; NMDA selective glutamate receptor complex; neuron projection. Gene Ontology annotation, molecular function: NMDA glutamate receptor activity. The record is from RefSeq and is a predicted model, not a curated record. The transcript is spliced from 23 exons. The coding region runs from base 808 to 3720 and encodes 970 amino acids. Gene Ontology annotation, biological process: monoatomic ion transport; ionotropic glutamate receptor signaling pathway; chemical synaptic transmission.